Trichoplax adhaerens is the source of this 936-nucleotide messenger RNA. RefSeq lists its product as uncharacterized. Gene Ontology annotation, molecular function: RNA polymerase II cis-regulatory region sequence-specific DNA binding; DNA-binding transcription activator activity, RNA polymerase II-specific. The transcript is spliced from 10 exons. The annotation marks the transcript as partial. Gene Ontology annotation, cellular component: nucleus. The record is from RefSeq and is a predicted model, not a curated record. NCBI's taxonomy places the organism in Eukaryota, Metazoa, Placozoa, Uniplacotomia, Trichoplacea, Trichoplacidae. Gene Ontology annotation, biological process: regulation of transcription by RNA polymerase II.
UCGAUACUACAUCUAGUCUUCAGAGAAGAAAAAGAGCCUGAUAAUGAAAUGUCGCAUUGGCAGUACUGGUAUAGUCAGCAGCCCAAUCCUAAUCAACGUGCCUUUGAUAUAGAUCGCAAAUCAUGUCAAAAUGUAGAAGAACGUAUUGAAGAAAUAGCUUAUAAUGCGGUUGCCUUCUAUUGGAAUCCUGCCGAUAAUGCUAAAAUUGCUGCACGUAUUAAUUGUUUGAGCACAGACUUUUCUCCUCAAAAAGGCGUGAAGGGUAUUCCUCUGCAUUUGCAAAUCGAUACUUACGAAGAUCUAACUUCUAGCGAUGUAGAACCUGUGCACAGAGCCUUUUGCAAAGUCAAAAUAUUCAGAGACAAAGGUGCUGAAAGAAAGAAUAAGGACGAGUCAAAGACUGCACGGAAGCGUAUCCAAAAAAUGCUUAAAGCACAUACUCAGAGUGUGGAUGCAUCGUCGGCGAUUAUGGAGAGUACGCCGUCAUCUACAUAUCUAACCCCAACCACACCUUUAGGUCCGAAACCAGUAUUGUUUAUGCCAUACAUGAAUAUCGAAACUUCGAAUCGACUGGUUGAAAACGUUAAUAAUACGCCUACUGGAUCAAGUAAUCCUUCAUCCUCAUUUUUUACGACAGUUAGGUACAAAAAUAUCUUCUUUUCUGUUACAAUUUAUGUCAAGAAGGAAGAAGAAACUGCAUAUCAUGCGCUAAUGCUGAAGAACUGCACUGUAGCAGAACUAGUCGAUUGUCUUGCCAAAAAAUACGGUGUACGAACUGAUAUGAUAACGGGUGUUUACAAGCGUACAAAAAAGGGGAUUCUUGUAAAUAUGGACGAUCAAAUCGUAGAGCAUUUUCAAGAUGAAGAUGACUUUGAAAUACAGCUUAAUUUUGACAAUCAAACGGGACAUUUCGAUCUAAUCUUAAAAAUUACGUAG